This is a messenger RNA of Callithrix jacchus (white-tufted-ear marmoset), 6991 nucleotides long. It is a transcript of the gene CACNB2, whose product is annotated as calcium voltage-gated channel auxiliary subunit beta 2. NCBI's taxonomy places the organism in Eukaryota, Metazoa, Chordata, Mammalia, Primates, Cebidae. Gene Ontology annotation, cellular component: voltage-gated calcium channel complex. Gene Ontology annotation, molecular function: protein binding; voltage-gated calcium channel activity. The record is from RefSeq and is a predicted model, not a curated record. Gene Ontology annotation, biological process: calcium ion transmembrane transport.
AAAUAAGUAGGAACCAUAAUUCCAAAGAAUUCUUAGACACAUAAGGGCAACAUAUGGUCCUUUAAAAAUAUAUAGAUGAGCAAUUCUUUUAGAGUAGGUUGAAAGGGACUGAAAGAAAAAAAUCCAGAUGCCAUUUGAUUUCAGUGAGAGAGGAGUCUAAAAAGCAUUGCUUUGACUUAAUAGAUCUUUUCGGAGAGGUAUAUGACAUCUCUAUGUCUUCAUUUCCUUCUCUAUAAAGUUUUGUGGGUGUUUUGUUUUUGCUUUUGUCGUUGUUGUGUGUUUGUUUGUUUUUGCCUCAGCCUCCUGAGGAGCUGAGACUAUAGGUGCAUGCCAGCAUGCCUGGCUAAUUUUUGUAAUUUUAGUAGAGAUGGGGUUUCACUGUGUUGGCCAAGAUGGUCUUGAACCCCUGACCUCAAGUAAUCCACCUGCCUUGGCCUCCCGAAAUGCUGGGGUUAUAGGCAUGAGCCGGUGAGCCUGAUCUUCCUUCUUUUCUUUAAAAUGUUAAUACCUAUUUCUGUGAUUGCUUGAGACUGGGCAUAUGUAAAUUUCUUUGUGCAUAUAAUAGAAACUCAGGAAAUAUGACACCCCGUUUCCUCCCCACUCUGUUACCUUCCAUCAUCUCAAUCUCUUGAUCCAAGUGACCAUCCUGCUAGGGAAUAAAAAUCUCAAUGAAAUAAAAUAAUAACAUGUAUUUCUUCUGUAGUAAUUGACCUUUCGAUCUAAAAGAACAUAAGAAUUUGGAAGAAAAAGUAAAAACUGAAAUAGAUGGUUCCUUCCACUUCUAUUUGUUUCUGAGCUGCUUCUAGUGGCCAAAUGUUUUCUUGGUAGCAUAUUCCCUCCAGCAGAACCUUCCAGAAUGCUUCAGUCCAGUGAAGAGAAGGACAGCAGGCUUUCUAAUCACACGGUGUUGCUUGCUGAGGGGGAAGGCAGAGGUCUGCCUGUAUAAUCCGAUUUCAUCAACUCACACUAAUCACUACUGAUAGUAGCAAAAUUUAGCCUGGAUCUGCGCUGUUAAUCUAGAUUGACAGGAGGUAAAAGGAGAGGAACGCAAGGGCGCAGGAACAAAGGGCGGAGCAUCAGCACUGAUUUCUAGCCUUGAUCUUCCAUCUGGGGCUUCUAAUUUGCUCCCCUUUGGGGCUUCUAUUUUUCUUACCUUAUGCACAAAUGUCCCCGGUUGUUAGGAUACCAGCCUUUCACAGAGCGGUUUCAUCAACAACAGGUGCACAGUGAGCUUCUGGGGCUGCAGGGAGAGCAAUAACCUACGUGCUGAGGCUGCGCAGAAGGUACUUACAGGUAUUCAUUGUACCUGAGACUAUGUAUUAUUUAUUGAAACUGAGCCCUGAAUUAUCUUUAUCCUCUGAGCAGCACUAGUGCCUCCUAAAAUGGAUGCCAACAGCAGCUAAUCUACAAGGGCUCCUACCUGCUCCUUGCUCUCAUUAUUUUUCUUAAGAGUAGUUGUAAGUGGUAGCUACCAAGCUUCUGAUUAGAGCUGGGAGAGUCUUUGGGAAUUGUAAUUGAACAGCUGGGAGAGGAACACCUCUGUGAUUUUGGACAUUUCCACGUGGACUCAAGUUUUAAUUUUUUUAAGGGACUACUCCACUUUGGAUAUUGUGGCUCUACAGAAGAUAGCAUGGUGCAGGUUCUGCCUCUAUAGACUGUGUGAUUACAGUAGCAGUCUGUGAUGUGCGUGUUCACAUGCUUCAUGCACACAAGGAAGAUGGGCUACGGGAAGGUUACUUUCGCUGUUACUUAUGAUACCUUUGUCUGGCAAACCAGAGAACUUUUUGCAUUUGGGUAACAAAGACAUUUGGAAUAUACUCCAUUGGAUUUUCCAUGCUGGUGAAGCUAUUGUGGACGGCUUCAUUACUGUAUGCUGCCAUGCCAAAAUCACCUAAGGGCAAAAAUGUCUCCUGGGGUUCGGCAGACUCCUACACUAGCCGUCCAUCCGAUUCCGAUGUAUCUCUGGAGGAGGACCGGGAGGCAGUGCGCAGAGAAGCAGAGCGGCAGGCCCAGGCACAGUUGGAAAAAGCAAAGACAAAGCCCGUUGCCUUUGCAGUUCGGACAAAUGUCAGCUACAGCGCAGCCCAUGAAGAUGACGUUCCGGUGCCUGGCAUGGCCAUUUCCUUCGAAGCAAAAGAUUUUCUGCAUGUUAAGGAAAAAUUUAACAAUGACUGGUGGAUAGGGCGUUUGGUCAAAGAAGGCUGUGAAAUCGGAUUCAUUCCAAGCCCAGUCAAACUAGAAAACAUGAGGCUGCAGCAUGAACAGAGAGCCAAGCAAGGGAAAUUCUACUCCAGUAAAUCAGGAGGAAAUUCAUCAUCCAGUUUGGGUGACAUAGUACCUAGUUCCAGAAAAUCGACACCUCCAUCAUCUGCUAUAGACAUAGAUGCUACUGGCUUAGAUGCAGAAGAAAAUGAUAUUCCAGCAAACCACCGCUCCCCUAAACCCAGUGCAAACAGUGUAACGUCACCCCACUCCAAAGAGAAAAGAAUGCCCUUCUUUAAGAAGACAGAGCACACUCCUCCGUAUGAUGUGGUACCUUCCAUGCGACCGGUGGUCCUGGUGGGCCCUUCUCUGAAGGGCUAUGAGGUCACAGAUAUGAUGCAAAAAGCGUUGUUUGAUUUUUUAAAACACAGAUUUGAAGGGCGGAUAUCCAUCACAAGGGUCACUGCUGACAUCUCACUUGCCAAACGCUCAGUAUUAAACAAUCCCAGUAAGCACGCAAUAAUAGAAAGAUCGAACACAAGGUCAAGCUUAGCGGAAGUUCAGAGUGAAAUUGAAAGGAUUUUUGAACUUGCAAGAACAUUGCAAUUAGUGGUCCUUGAUGCAGAUACGAUUAAUCAUCCAGCUCAACUCAGUAAAACCUCCUUGGCCCCUAUUAUUGUAUAUGUAAAGAUUUCUUCUCCUAAGGUUUUACAAAGGUUAAUAAAAUCUCGAGGGAAAUCUCAAGCUAAACACCUCAACGUCCAGAUGGUUGCAGCUGAUAAACUGGCUCAGUGUCCUCCAGAGUUGUUCGAUGUGAUCUUGGAUGAGAACCAGCUUGAGGAUGCCUGUGAGCACCUUGCCGACUAUCUGGAGGCCUACUGGAAGGCCACCCAUCCUCCCAGCAGCAGCCUCCCCAACCCUCUCCUUAGCCGUACAUUAGCCACUUCAAGUCUGCCUCUUAGCCCUACCCUAGCCUCUAAUUCACAGGGUUCUCAAGGUGAUCAAAGGACUGAUCGCUCCGCUCCUAUCCGUUCUGCUUCCCAAGCUGAAGAAGAACCUAGCAUGGAACUGGUCAAGAAAUCCCAGCACCGUUCUUCCUCCUCAGCCCCACACCACAACCAUCGCAGUGGGACAAAUCGCGGCCUCUCCAGGCAAGAGACAUUUGACUCAGAAACCCAGGAGAGUCGAGACUCAGCCUACGUGGAGCCAAAGGAAGAUUAUUCCCAUGACCACGUGGACCACUAUGCCUCACACCGUGAGCAUAACCACAGAGAUGAGACCCAUGGGAGCACUGACCACAGACACAGGGAGUCUCGGCACCGUUGCCGGGACGUGGAUCGAGAGCAGGACCACAACGAGUGCAACAAACAGCGCAGCCGUCAUAAAUCCAAGGAUCGCUACUGUGAAAAGGAUGGAGAAGUGAUAUCCAGAAAACGGAAUGAGGCUGGGGAGUGGAACAGGGAUGUUUACAUCCGCCAAUGACUUUUGCCCUUUUGUGUGUGUGUGUGUUUUUUAAGUGUUUGGGGUCUACAUUGCAAUCAUAUGUGAUCUGUCUUGUAAUAUUUUGUAUUGCUGUUGCUUGAAUAGCAAUAGCAUGAAUAGAGUAUUAAGACACAUUUUUUUUUUCUUUUGUAAGUGCUACAUAAAUUGGCCUGGUAUGGCUGCAGUUCUCCAGUUGUAUACUGGACUCUUCAAAAACUGUUUUGGGUAGCUGCCACUUGAACAAAAUCUGUUGCCACCCAGGUGAUGUUAGUGUUCAAAGAAAUCUAGUUGAUGUAUCCAACAAGCCAGAAUCAGCACAGAUAAAAAGUGGAAUUUCUCGUUUAUCCAGAUUUUUAAUAUGCAGGCACCUGAUUUGCAUUUUCAUUCAUGGACCACUGUUUCUUGCUUGUACCUCUGGCUGACUAAAUUUGGGAACAGAUUCAGUCUUGCCUUACACAAAGGGGAUCAUAAAGUUAGAAUCUAUUUUCUAUGUACUAGUACUGUGUACUGUAUAGACAGUUUGUAAAUGUUAUUUCUGCAAACACCUUCUUACAUAUAAUAUAUAUAUAUAUAUAUCAGUUUGAUCACACUAUUUUAGAGUCUUAAUGCCAAGUCAGCAGAUUUGCUUUAUGAAUUACAGGGACUAGAAAUGCCACAUUCAGGAAAUUUGUAAUAACAUUGUCUACUCACCUAUCCUCAUUCUAGUAGAAAGUCUGUACAUACUGUAAAUAUGUGUGACUUGAAAAGGUUUGAAUUCUGAAUGUCAUACCAUUCUUGAAAGUUUGUAAUUUUCACCAUAAAUUAUGGUAAACAUAAAACUCCAGAGGUGGUUGUCCUCCCUACAGUUCACACUGAUUGUGACACAUUCUUAGUAGCUAGUGUCUGUUCUAGUCACUGCACUGGAGUCUAUGAGCCGGAACUCGCUAUAUGCACGUGUGUGUGUCCAUAUGUAAGAGUGUGCACAAGUGACGGAAUGGCUGAGAUAAAUUGGAAUGCUGAAGACUAGCGGAGAAACUAGAGACUGAUAUCGAGCAUUCUGUCCACCUGGCUCUGUAUUUAAUUGUGCUAUAUAUGUUGCUUUAAUAACCCAUUGAGCAGUCAGGGAAUGUGAGUAAGCUUGCUGCCAAAGGUAACUAGGAAAGCAUUCAUCUGCUGCCUCCUUGUUUUUGCUCCUAGAGAGUAAAAAUACAGGCAAUUUUACUGUGAGUGUUUCACUGGAAAUAUAUAAUCUGUGUGUGUUAGAGUAUUUGUUUGAGUAAGAAACGUUUACACAGCUUGUGGAAUUAUUUCGUGGGAAAAUAAAUUUUUAUAACUUCUCCCACUUCAUUUUCUAACCUUGCCUACCAUUGCUGUUGUUUAUCUCCCAGUUACCUCUCACUCCUCCCCACCACCAACUCAGCAGGUUCACCGUCUGUCAGAACCCAGAAGUGCUUCUUAUAACCAAAGUUUCUGUUCUUCAGAAGUAAUCAGGGCAAAAAUGGGGUGACUUAAAGUGAAUAGAAUGUUAGUAUUAUCCUACAUAAGACAUCUACUCUGAAAGGGAAUCCUGAAGGCCUUAUCUCCAUGCCUCAAUUACACUGCUCUAAGACGCUUAAAAUGUCAUCAUAUUUAAGGCUAAGACCUUUUCUGUGUCUCAAGUGUCUGUUUUGUCCAAUUAUAACUGGAUAAGACAGUAUUAGGAGUGCAAGUAGCUGGCACUUGAAAUUUGUCCCUGGAAAAUGCCUGUCUAAAAUUAUCUAACUUCAGAUCUGCACAUGACCUUAUGUAACAAAAUAAUCGGCCAGGUGUGGUGGACCAUACCUGUAAUCCCACACUGUGGGAGGCUGAGACCAGUGGAUCACCUGAGGUCAGGAGUUCAAGACCAGCCUGGCCAACGUGAUGAAACCCCAUCUCUACUAAAAAUAUCAUAAAUUAGCAGGGUGUGGUAGGGUGCACACCUAUAAUCCCAGCUACACAGGAGGCUAAGGCAGGAGAAUCGCUUGAACCCAGGAGGCAGAGGCUGCAGUGAGCCAAGAUCAUGCCACUGUACUCCAGCCUGGGAGACAGAAUGAGACUCCACCUCAAAACAGAAACCAACUAUUUAACAAAAUAAUAGUUAUAAAAUAAUCUUUGUUUUGCUUCCUUGAUUACUCCAAGUUCUUGCCAAAUAUGCCUAGAUUUUUACAAGUAAAACCGUUUUACAUUUAACUCCUUAUUUCCCUUACCCCCAAGAAAAUUCAGUAUUAAAAAUGAUUAAGCUGGGGUGGUAGAGUGUACCUGUAGACUCAGCUACUUCGAAGGCUGAAGCAGGAGGAUCCCUUGAGCCCAGGAGGUGGAGGCUGCAGUGAGCCGUGAUUGCACCACUGCACUCCAGGCUGCUGACAACCUGGUAUCUGAAAAAGAAAAUAAAAAUUAGUUACAUAUAUAAUGUUUUAUCAGCUUACAUAUAAAUAAUUUCCCUCAAUUUGUUAAUUAGCUCUAUACUGUUUACAUGAAUUUAUUUAUUGAAUAUAGAAACAGUCUUAAUAAACUUGAUAGGAGACCAUAUUCUAAUUAAAAUUGCUUUUAUAAAAUAUUUGAUAAAACUUUUGUCAUGGUAAGACAUUCACAAUUACUAGUUCAAUCCUUUCUUGCUAUUUCAUCCCAGUUAAUGAUUUUGGAAUAAAUUCUUAAACACAGCUGGUAUUUAUGAUACUUGCUAUCACUAAUCCCUUUCAAAGAGUAAUGGUGAGAGUUGCCAUCUUUUUUAUUUUGUACCUGGAUUCUUAGCUUGCACUUUACUGUGGAACGUAUUAGUGCAAAUCAGAAAUUUCUCAAAAAACUAGCUUGAAAGAUUUGACAUAACAGCAUCUAUACGUGAAAACUGUUUAGUGGGCAUAUGUGUCAACUGUGUAGUAAAUUUGUAAAUGAAAAAAUGAUCCCAAGGGCACUGGGAUAUUUACUGACCUGUGGAAAGUAAAAUUAUAAUCUCUUCACACAACAAAAGCUUAAUCUUAACCUACUCAGUUAUAGAACCAUGAUUUUUGUAGUCAACCUAGGAAAUGCUGGAAAUGUAUUUAAUAGUUCAUUUCUUUGUUUUGAUCAUACCCAUUUCAGUCUUUCCUAUGCUCUUUCUCCACUGCUCAUUUAAGUUACUGUUACAAAAAGGUGCUGCUAAAUGUAGGAUGUCUUAGUCAUGUUGUAUUUUGGGACAAUGCCACAUUUUUAACAUGGUCUGCUAUGCAUUCCUGUUAAAGCAACAUUCACUGUCAGCUACACUGAACUGUCUAACAAACCUGGUUUAAAGUAAUUCAUAUAAAACAAAUAAAGAGCUGGCUUCUGCACUGUU